Austrofundulus limnaeus is the source of this 856-nucleotide messenger RNA. RefSeq lists its product as uncharacterized. Bases 1 to 726 code for a protein of 241 amino acids. The record is from RefSeq and is a predicted model, not a curated record. NCBI's taxonomy places the organism in Eukaryota, Metazoa, Chordata, Actinopteri, Cyprinodontiformes, Rivulidae. The transcript is spliced from 2 exons.
AUGUUGUUGCCCAUGUUGCCCAUGUUGAAUUUGUACGUGGCGAGGAACCGCCGGCUCCUGGAGGAUUUCUGUGUCCGGAUGAAGGAGCUCUUCUGCCUGGGCCUGAUCGCCUUGCUGGGACACUGCGCCCUGACCCUGCAGAGCCAGGAGGAAGAGCAGGACAAGAUCCAAGAGUGGAGCAGCAAAAUACAAGAAGUGGAGUCCAGGAUGAAGACCACCAUCGACUCCUGCGUCGCUGCGUUCCCAGAACAAGCCAAGCUAGACGUGCAGCACCUCCUGCAGGAGAAAGAGGAGGAGAGUCUGCAGGACACGAGCCAGCAGGUCCUCCAGCUCCUGGUGAAGAAAUACGACUGGGUGUGCUGGUCGGUGCGCCUCAUCAACCACUCGGGCAGCGCCUACAGGAACCUCCGAGCAGGGAAGCACUUCCAUCACGUGGCCGGUCAGAACUGGUUCGAGGUGCUGCAGGUGAACAACAUCAACCUGGUGGUGUCGUACAGCACCAAGCCCCAGCCGGUGCCUCGGGACCGCCUCCUGCAGCUGAUGGAGGCGCAGGGGAGGCGGGGCAACGCUCCGGAGGUGGUGGAGGUGUUGGAGAAGCAGCUGUGCGGCUUCGUCGUGCACGCCGUCAGUCGUCACAAAGAGUCGGCGGCAGCCUGGAGUUUUCCGGAGGAGUGCCACUACUGGGAACGCCACAAGAACGUGGCGGUGUGUGUGCACUCUGAGUAAAGCUGCAGGGGGCGGGGCUUAAACAAGAAGGUCUCAGCUGCAGCUUAACUUAAGCUGAAUCCCAUUUCAUCCACUUCCUGCAGUUUGUGUGUUUAUAUCAAAUAAAGAUGUUCCAGAUUGUGAUAAUAUA